AUUCGUACAUACUCUCGUUAGCCGCAGCAUGUAUUAACAAACGGAGAGUGCGGGAUAACCGUGUCACCAGACCUAUUAUAGCUGAUCAUGCUUUCCACGAAGGUAUGUAUUUUCCACUUAUCGGUAAUAUUGCUUAAAUAAACUGCCUUUUAAAACUAAAUAAAUUUUACAAGAAUUGACGCGAUUUCACAACGUCGACGCACCCGAGGAGGAGGAUCGGUUGCUUUUAGAGUGCCUCAAUCGUGUAGAGGAGGAGAUUUACCCGGAGCCAAGCACCAGCACAGCGAUGAUGAUACAGUACGCUAACGAAAAAGUGCCAGGACCAGCGACAACGCUGAGCAGACGAACGGCUGAAGAAGAAGAAGAAGAAGAAACGCAUUACGGCACAUGGGGUAUUUGUCAUACAGCGUCGGAAAAAAAAAUGUGUUAUGCUAUUCAUACAUUUUUACAGAUGCAUUCAUGGCUAUAACGUCAGACGUCAGCAACGACGACGACGACCAGGAUGAUGUCGACGAUCGCUCCACCGCUUCCAACGAUUCUAACGAGCACAACCCAGAUUCGCUCGAUACGGCUAUAGCCAACGAUAGUCGCGAACCUAUUGUACAGGGUGACCUGCUACCACUGCAGGAUCAGGACAAUGCUGAAGAACCGAUACUAUGGGUUCUUAGGAACGGUGUGUACGUAGAGGCGGAUGCCGACAAGGCUGCUGAAGUAUUAGCAGACCUCGAUGAUGAUGAUGAUGAUGAGAAUCCAAACGACGCGGAUACAUACGAAGCAGGGGGUGAUGAAAACCAGUUAGACGCGCUAUUCUCAUACAUAGGCGAUAUGGUUGACGCACAUACAGGCCGGCAGUUAGCUCACAGGUGCAUGAUGAGCUCACCCACACCAGGGGCUAGCAACGUCACCGAUAAGAGCUAG
This is a messenger RNA of Cephus cinctus (wheat stem sawfly), 918 nucleotides long. RefSeq lists its product as uncharacterized. Lineage: Eukaryota; Metazoa; Arthropoda; Insecta; Hymenoptera; Cephidae. The coding region runs from base 388 to 918 and encodes 176 amino acids. The record is from RefSeq and is a predicted model, not a curated record. The transcript is spliced from 5 exons.